Messenger RNA from Camelina sativa (false flax), 1520 nucleotides. RefSeq names its product nuclear transcription factor Y subunit A-5. Gene Ontology annotation, molecular function: DNA-binding transcription factor activity; DNA binding. Gene Ontology annotation, biological process: regulation of DNA-templated transcription. Gene Ontology annotation, cellular component: CCAAT-binding factor complex. NCBI's taxonomy places the organism in Eukaryota, Viridiplantae, Streptophyta, Magnoliopsida, Brassicales, Brassicaceae. The record is from RefSeq and is a predicted model, not a curated record.
AAAGGAGUCAAGAUUAGUCUUUUAAGCCAUAGCCAAUACCCAAUUUGCAAAGACAGAGGAAGAGAGAGAGAGAGAGAGGAAGCGAGAAGAAAGAAACAGCCAUGUUCUGAGGAAGGAGACAUGCAUCAUCAUCAUCAUCAUCAUCAUCUUCAUCUUCAUCUUCAUCAUCAUAUCUCAAACUGAUUACUUAACUUCUCUUUCUCUCCUAUCUCAUUACCAAAUCCAAAACACCAAAGGUUCGCGUGAAAGAUGAGCUGAUUCCUUCUAUUCAAAAUCCCUCUUCUCACUCUCUUUGUGUGUUGCAUGUAUGUCCUUUUUUGAAGUAAAAAGAUUUGAAGACAAUGCAAGUGUUUCAUCAAAGGAAAGAUUCAUCUUGGGGAAACUCAAUGCCAACAAACUCAAAUAUCCAAGGAUCUGAAUCUUUCACCUUGACAAAGGAUAUGAUGAUGUCUACUACACAAUUCCCUGGGAUGAAACAUUCGAGUUUGCAGCUGCAAGAUCAAGAUUCAUCCUCAACACAGUCUACGGGAGAAUCAGGCGGCGGCGGCGGUGGUGGUGAAGUUGCAAGCUUUGAAGAACGUAACCGUUAUGGAUGCAGCACUGUUAAUACCAAUCUCUCAGGGUACAUCGAACACCCGGGAAAGCCUAUUGAAAGAUAUACUAAGUCAACUUUCACCUCGUCUAUGGUUUCUCAAGAUUCUGUGUUUCCUCCUCCUACUUGUGGUCAAACACCUUGGUCUCUUCAAUGUGCUGAAACAUCACAUUUCAAUGGUUUCUUGCCUCAUCAUGAAUAUGCAUCAACACCAACGGUGCUACCACAUUUAGAGAUGAUGGGUUUGGUUUCUUCAAGAGUGCCAUUGCCUCAUAACAUUCAAGAGAAUGAACCAAUAUUUGUCAAUGCGAAACAGUAUCAUGCAAUCCUCCGUCGCAGGAAGCACCGUGCUAAACUCGAAGCUCAGAACAAACUCAUCAAAUGCCGUAAACCGUACCUACAUGAGUCUCGCCAUCUUCAUGCUUUAAAGAGAGCUAGAGGCUCUGGUGGACGUUUCCUCAAUACAAAGAAGCUUCAAGAAUCAUCAAACUCACUGUGUUCUUCUCAAAUGGCAAAUGUACAGAAUUUCUCUAAGAGCCCUCGCGGUGGUGGAAGCGGAAUCGGCUCUAGUUCAAUCACACCGAUCUCCAAUUCAAACCGUAUCAACAUGUUCCAAAACCCGCAGUUCAGAUUCUCAGGUUAUCCAUCAACACACCAUGUCUCAGCUCUCAUGUCAGGGACUUGAGAAGGCACCUGAGAAGGAUCUUGCUCCGGGAGAACUCCGAUAAAUUCCGGCGACCUGGUGAUCAUAUAUGACGGGAAGUCAUCCUUGGCUACUUUUUCUUAUCGGUUUCUUUACAAAAAUUCUUCCUUUAAAAACUUUGCUUUCCAUAUCCUAUGCAAUCUCUCACUCUAUAUAGAGUGGCUUGAAGAACUUUCAAAUCAUUGUCAAACUAUUUUGUUAAUUGAAAAUUUCGGAUUCUCUUGA